Volvox carteri f. nagariensis is the source of this 5856-nucleotide messenger RNA. RefSeq lists its product as uncharacterized. Lineage: Eukaryota; Viridiplantae; Chlorophyta; Chlorophyceae; Chlamydomonadales; Volvocaceae. The transcript is spliced from 28 exons. The record is from RefSeq and is a predicted model, not a curated record. Bases 1 to 5856 code for a protein of 1951 amino acids. Gene Ontology annotation, molecular function: ATP-dependent chromatin remodeler activity; ATP binding.
AUGCAGGCCUUACUUUCUGUGCCGUCCCUGGCAACAGGCAGCAACCUGGCUCGCCUGCUGCAGGACGGCAUUCUGGGUAUCGCUCUGCCAGAUGCAUCCUCCCCCGAACCCGGCAGCAGUCCAAGCUCCCAGACAGUUAUCUACACCUGGGUGUCGGGGUCUGCACCGGUCAGCCUGUUACCUCAGGAUGGCACCGGCACUGGCACUGGCCGAGCGCUGGACAUCACGGGCCCGCCGUACACAUGCGAGUACGACUGGCUGCCAGCGAUCUACAGCGCAGACAGCCGCCGCGUAGAUGCCACCGUGUUGCCCAUAUCGCCUCAUAGAGCCUCAGGCGCCUCACGCACAACAGCAGAUGACAACGCAGAUGCGCUGCAGCAGCAGCAGCAGCAGCAGCCGCCCCGAGGCGGCCUUCGGCUCGGUGUUACGGCAGCUGCCUUGGAGCGCUUGGCUAGCAGCGAUCCGGAGGAUGUGCAGCAGCGCGCCUGGCAGGAAGCCGCGGUGGCGGCCGCGGCGGGACCUCACGGCGGGGGCGGCGGCGGCGGCGGCGGCUUCGACCUGGACUGGCUGUACCGCGCAGUGAAGCCGUCGGGCGCGGAGCCCCAGUGGAUGGCUGACCCGCCGGAGCUCCGGCCGCGGCUGCGCCCCUACCAGCGCCGCGCAGUGGCGUGGAUGCUGCGGCGGGAGCAAGUAGUACUGGAAAGGGAGCAGAAUGACGAGGACACCACCGCCGCCGCCACGGGCUUCAACAGUGGGAAGGGAGGAGCGGAGCAGCGCGGGGAGGCAGCGCAGGUACAGCCCCCGCAGGGUCGGGAGGCGAUGGAUUGGGAUGCAGCAGUAGCAGUAGCAGCAGCUAGGGGGCCAGCGUCAGCAGAUGUGCAGGAGGGGGGAGAUUUGCGCGCCGCAGCGCCGCCGCUGCAUCCGCUGUGGCGGCGUCUGCGUACGCUACCCGGCAGCGCAGCGGAGGCGGUGUACGUGAAUCCCUAUACGGGUGCGCUGGCGGCGGUGCCGUUUCCGGCACCGCAGCCCGUGCGGGGCGGCAUCUUGGCGGAUGAGAUGGGUCUGGGCAAGACGGUGGAGCUCCUGGCGCUCAUCACUGCAAACCGCUUUGGGCCGAAGUCGCAGCCUGGGAUGGCGCCGCUGGUAGCGGCUGGGCAGGCGUUGGACCCGGCCGCGGCCGCGGCGGCGGCGGCGGGGGGUCGUGCCAAGAACCGUAAGGACUGGGCCUUAUUUCCCGGGGGCGGGGCCAUCGUGAAGUGGCUGAAGUGCGAACGAGACGAGCCGUUACUGGAUAGUGCCGUUUAUGGGUGUAGAUCUAUGUGGGGCCGACGAUAUAAUGGUGGUGGUGUAGGGGGUACCGUGCAACCCACAUCGCCCGCAGCCGCAGUGGCAGCCGCCCGCCAGCGGCUUCCGGAACGUGUUGACUGCCCGUGCGGCGUCAGGGCAGAUGACCCCCACGACCCCGAUGUGGAGGAGUACGAGGGGUUGUGGAUCCUGUGUGAGGGCUGCAAUGCCUGGAUGCACGGCGCCUGCGUGGGCGUGAAGAGGUCGCCGCAGCGCAGUGCCGCCUGGGUGUGCAGCCGGUGUCUGAGGGCCCGUGCGCUGGCGCCGGUUUCGGAGCCAUGCGGAGCAACCCUGAUUGUCGUACCGUCAGCCAUCCUGCAACAAUGGUACGACGAGAUUCGGCGGCACGUGCACCCUGGAGCGUUGCGGGUUGUGGUGUACGGCGGUCAAACUCAGCCGGGCGUCAGCGGCUCGGGCGCCUUGAUCUGCUCGGGCACCUUCACCCCUGGCCGUGUGGGCGGCACUGCCGUGACGUGUGGGACUGCAGCGGCACCCGGUGGCCUGCGGGGCCCUGCGGACCGAGGAGUGGACGGGGACGGCAAUUUCAGUGUUGUGGAGGCCGAUGUGGCGGAGUCCAUGGUUGGUAGAUGGGUGGUGGUCAGUGCGGCCCAGCUGGCGGCGGCUGACGUGGUGCUGACCACCUACGAUGUGCUCAAGCGGGAUGUGGCUCGCCAGCCGGAUCCGGAGGGGCAGGAACGCAGCCUACGACACGGCAAGCGGUACGAGGUGGUCCCCACGCCGCUCACUCGCCUCCGCUGGUGGCGGGUGGUGCUGGACGAGGCCCAGAUGGUGGAGAGCAGCACCGCGAAGGCCGCGGAGAUGGCGCUCAAACUGGACACCGUGCACAGGUGGUGCGUCACCGGCACUCCCAUCAGCCGCGGACUGGAGGACGUGUACGGCCUGUUGGCCUUCCUGGGUGUCCGUCCCUGGACUGAGCGGAGGUGGUGGAGCCGCUGCGUGCAGCGACCCGCGGAGGCGUGUGACCCGGAGGGCCGCCGCCUGCUGCUGCACCUGCUGCGACCCAGUAGGGCUGUAGGCGACUGCGCAGCAGGCAGUGGCGGCGGUGGCGGUGGUGGUGGUGAUGGUGGGUUGAUGUGGCGCAGCGCCAAGCGGGAUGUGGAGUCGGAGCUGGGUUUGCCGCCUCAGAGCACCCACCUCCGCCAUCUGAGGCUGAAUGCAGUGGAGCUGCACUUCUAUAACCGGCGGCAUCAGGACUGCGCCACCAAGGCCCGCGCCGUACUACCACCCAGAGUGGUGGCGGCCAUGGAGUCAGGCAGGCUGCUAGGGUACGGCACGGAGGAGCAGCAAGAUCAGCAACAAGACCAGAUGACGGAGGCCACAGCAGCAGAGGCUGAUGUGGGUGAGGGGGAUCAGCCGGGGCGGCGAGUAGUAGAAGAGCAGCGGGAAGCCGGGCGGAGGCCGCUAGCGCCGGGGGCAUCUGAACCGGCGACAGGCUCGAGCCAGACGCAGCAGCAGCUGCACCUGCAGGGACAGCUUGGGAGCCAGCAGGGGCCAGAGCAGGGCGACCACCACCCCUUGUGUGGGGCACCGCCGCCAGUGUUGACGACCCCCCGCGGUGUUGACGACCCUCUCCGGGAGCUGCAUGAUAUUCAGCGGCAGCGUUGGGAGCUGUGGCGUCGUCGAGGUGCGGAAGAGGAAGCGGCCGCCGCCGCCGCCGCCGGAGAAGGGGGCGGCGGCCAGGGUACGACGGUGAAUGCAGGCGGGGUGGAGGAGGGCGGAGAAGAGCACGGUCGCGGCGGCGGGGGUGGCGGCGGGGGUGUUCGGGCUGGCAGCCCGCCCAGACUUGAAGGCCCGCGUAAGGCGCUUGAGGCGAUGGCGUCGUCGUUGGAUCGGCCGUUGGCGCCCCAUGAGGCUCGUAAGCUGCUGGGGCCGCUUCUGAAGCUGCGUCAGGCGUGCUGUCACCCACAGGCAGGUGCUGUGUGCCGAGGUGGUCUGAGUGUGGGGGCAGGCGGCAUCCGCACGCUGACUGUACCUGGGCAGCCGCACCACCCGCACUCCCACGGCGGCCACCACAACGGCCCCAUGACUAUGAACGACAUCCUCGCAGUCCUGGUCACCCGCGCCAAGUUGGAAGCCGAGGAGGCUCAGAGGCAGCUCAUUGCCGCCAUCAACGGACUGUCCGCGCUCCUAAUAAUCCAGAACGAUGUGGUGGAGGCCAUAGCCACGUACCGAACGGCCCUGCGGAUUAUGGAGGACAACCGACCCGACAUUGACACGGACCCCCUACAGCGGCUACACACGCUUCACAACCUCGCCCAGAUGAUGGCCAUAGCUGCCUCGGCUUCCGCACCCGCCGCGCUGGCCGCCGUACCCCGCACGCUCCGAGACCACACCCUGGCGGAGGACGCUGCCGCCAUCCGCAGCCGCUACCUGGAGCAGCGGACGCAGCGGCUGGUUUCACAGGAGGCGGAGUACAAGGAGCUGGUUUCCGCAUCGUCGCCCUUCCACGGGGCUUCCGGCUGGUACCUGGCGGCUAUAGACCUGCUGGUGGCGGCCGGCCAUGGUCCGUCGGCAGUGGCCCUCAUCGGAGAGAAGCUUCUGGAGGGAGAUACAUACCGACAGAAGACCGAAGUUAACGCCAGCAGUUUGGCCCUCAGGCUCACUUCGCUGUUGGGGCUCAAGGUACUGCUGAACGACAUCCUGGACUCCCUGGAGGAGCACCGGGCGGCGGCGAUGACGGCGCUGGAGGACCUGGGCGCCCGGACCCGGCUGAGCCAGCCGCCACCCGAGCUGGUCGAGCUGGCGGGGCAGUGCGGGCGCUGCCGCGGCGGCCCGGUACGUGCGCUGGUGUGCGAGCACUGCCGCCUGGACGAGCGGUUCAUCCAGUGGCAGGUGCGGCUGUUCGCGCUGUACUCGCGGGCGCUGACGGCGGGUGCCACGGUGACGGCGGAGGAGGCGGCGCGGCGGGCCCAGACGGCCAUGGUCCUCCGCAUGUUGCUGGCCCUACUGCGACAGCAUUUCCGGAGGGGCGGGGAGGCUGGGAAGGUGGAGGAGAUCAUUCGGGAGGGCAAGGCCCACGUGGAGCGGCUUGAGGCUCAGCGGCGGCUGCUGGUGGCGGCUCGCGCUGCCAGUCUGGCCCAGCGCAUGUUGCUGUACGCACAUGACGAGCUGGCUAUGGCGACCGCGAGGAUGAGACUCGCCAGGGAGGGUGAGCCCAUAGGGCCGCAUGAGGGCAAUCUGAAGCUGCACCCCGCCGCCGUACCCGUCAAGAGUGUGGAGCUCACGAACGACCGCAUCCUGGCGGAGGGGGACCUGCGGAGGACGUUGGGGACACUGAGCGACGCCCUGGUGGCCAAGACGGUGCCGCCCAGCACCCCGUACCACCAGAUGAGGGUCACCUGCCCCACCUGCCGGACCAGGGUGCACAUCGCGGACAUCGCCUACAUAGAUGCGGGCCUGCACCGGGAAGAGGCGGAAGGGUGUGUGUGUGGUGGGGGCCCCGGCGGGGGCCCCGGCGGCGGCGGUGAAGGGCCCUGGGGGGCCGAGGCGGCUGUGGUGGUGCGGGGUAGUUUCGGCACUAAGAUAGAGGCCGUGGUUCGCAGGGUCAAGUUCGUGUUGGGCCAGGAUGCGGCGGCCAAGGUCCUGGUGUUCAGUGGCUGGGUGGACCUGCUGGAGCUGGUGGCGGCGGCGUUGGCGGCCAACGCGGUGCCGUACGUAGUGGCGAGGGGGAGGGGCGGGAUGACGGCCGCGCUGGCGGCGUUCAAGGACCACCCGGGGGAGGCGGACGGGGUGGGGGACGAGGGGGACGAGGGGGAGGUUCCCCCAGGAGCCGACCAGGACCAGGACCAGCGGACAGUGGCCGCAGGGCAUCACGGGAAGAGAGCCCUGACAGCCCGAGAGGAUGGCGCCGAUGAUGAUAUUUAUGAAGCAAACAGAAGUGCGGAGGCUGCGAGGAGCGGAGGAGAGGAAAAAGGCGAGGGUGAAAGCGGUGAAGGCGCCGCCGCCACGACAUCGUCGUUACUGCCUGUGCUAGGCGGAGGCUGCGGAGGAGAGGAGGGCCAGGAGCAGCUGGGGGCAGCGAAAUCGCCCAGUGGGGCGCUUGUUGCUGCUCGUCCGUUGUCGGCAAGUACUCCCGUGAAGCAAGUCGUGCAGGGGAAGCCACGUGUGCUGCUGCUGCAGCUGAAGCAAGGUGGUGCGGGCCUGAAUCUGACUGAGGCCCAGCACGUGGUGCUGGUGGAGCCGCAGCUGGACCCCGCGGCGGAGGCUCAGGCAGUGGGGCGGGUGCACCGAAUCGGGCAGUGCCGUCCCACCCACGUCCACCGCUUCGUGGUGGUGCAUACCGUGGAGGAGCAGGUGUACAAGUUGGCGACUGCGAGGGCGCGAGGCAUGGACCUGUCAUCUGCAGUGCCUGGAGGCGGUGGUGGGGUUGGCGGCGGCCAUCACCACCAUGGGGUCAGGGGCGGCGGGGCGGGAGGCGGCGACGGCUCCGAGCACCUCACGUUCCUACCUGGACCACCUUUGCAACCUGCUCCACCCACUGCCCGAGGGUAG